AUGACCUCGAUCACCUACACCGCGCGCCUCGCCUACACCACACCAUCCUCAGACUCAAAGCAGUCAACCGCAGCCUCUGCUACCGGCAAAACCGUUUCUCUCGACUACGAAUCCUACCUCCCCACCCCCACCCAACUCUCUAACCGCCGCACCGAAGUCCCCAUCGCCUCCCUCGUUGUCUGUCAUGGACUCUUCGGCUCCAAACAGAAUUGGCGUUCUCUCGGACGAGCAAUGUCCCAACGUUUCGGAAUCCCAGUCUUCGCCCUUGACCUACGCAACCACGGAACCUCACCCCACAUCGAUGGCUUGGCCUACUCAGAUAUGGCUUUGGACGUGAUUGAGUUUAUGAAGUCUCAGAAGUUGGAGAAUGUUGGGUUGAUCGGUCAUUCUAUGGGAGGAAAGGUCUCGAUGUCUGUUGCAUUGCACCCGGAACUGCCAGAGGGAAUGUUAAGGAACUUGGUCAGUGUUGAUAUGUCAGCGAAAAGAGGUCCAUUAUCGCCUGAGUUCGAGAGGUACAUAGAUGCAAUGGUUGCGAUUCGGGAUAAACCUUGUCGGUCUCGCACUGAGGCAGAUGCAAUCCUGGCUGAGACUGAGCCGGAUUUGGGCGUCCGUCAGUUUCUCCUAACCAACCUCACCCGUCCACCGAAUACGGAGAAUUGGACUUGGAGGAUUCCCAUCGACCUUAUCCGUAAUAACAUAGCUCAGAUUGGCGAUUUUCCCUAUAACCCACCAGAUGCUCAACCGGACGAGCUGGAGGGGGCGAAACCCGAUGCGCAGGAGAGAAGCUGGGCAGGGGAAACGCUGUUUAUCAAAGGCAGUAAGAGCAAGUAUGUGAACAGGAAGAAUAUUGGGACGAACAUGAAGUAUUUCCCGCAAGCGAAGUUGGUUCACAUGGAUACUGGGCACUGGUGUCAAGCAGAGAAACCGGGAGAGUUUGUUGAGAAGGUAGAGGAGUUUUUGGUAGGGAAAACGAAAGAUGAGACGGGAGAUGCGAUGAAGCCUCGUUCCAAAGCCUGA
Molecule: messenger RNA, 1017 nt
Organism: Ustilago hordei
Lineage: Eukaryota; Fungi; Basidiomycota; Ustilaginomycetes; Ustilaginales; Ustilaginaceae
Exons: 1
Coding region: 1-1017 (338 amino acids)
Cellular component (GO): mitochondrion
Source: RefSeq, a predicted model, not a curated record